Molecule: messenger RNA, 463 nt
Organism: Antrostomus carolinensis (chuck-will's-widow)
Lineage: Eukaryota; Metazoa; Chordata; Aves; Caprimulgiformes; Caprimulgidae
Product: cysteine-rich protein 2-like
Biological process (GO): regulation of gene expression; intrinsic apoptotic signaling pathway in response to DNA damage
Molecular function (GO): zinc ion binding
Source: RefSeq, a predicted model, not a curated record
GGGCUUUAGCAGGUGCUGGGCAGUUGCUCACCCCUCUCCCGUGUUCCCUGCAGCCGAGAAGGUGUCCUCCCUGGGCAAGGACUGGCACAAGUUCUGCCUGAAGUGUGAGCGUUGCAACAAGACCCUGACCCCGGGCGGGCAUGCAGGUAAGAGCUGCUGGGGCGGAGUGCUGAUGAGCAGCCCCUGUGUCUCCCCCAGGGGCUUUAGCAGGUGCUGGGCAGUUGCUCACCCCUCUCCCGUGUUCCCUGCAGCCGAGAAGGUGUCCUCCCUGGGCAAGGACUGGCACAAGUUCUGCCUGAAGUGUGAGCGUUGCAACAAGACCCUGACCCCGGGCGGGCAUGCAGAGCACGAUGGGAAGCCCUUCUGCCACAAGCCCUGCUACGCCACACUGUUCGGCCCCAAAGGUACGUCCGUGCUCCCCCUGUGCCUGGGUGGCCGUGCCCAGGGCUGCAGGAGGGGCCAG